AUGAAUCUCUCAAUCGACAAGACGAUGCCUGCCAGCAAUCUCCUCUCGGAGCAGGUCCAGCUCGGAGGCACCUACGUUGACACCGUUGUCGAGAUAUCCGAAGAGCUGUUUCACAUGAAGGAGCUUCUACCCCUAGUCAAGCUCCUGACCCUCGUCUACAAGAUGCGCUCACCAAACGCUGAUGAGGAGCAUCACAUGAACACCCUUUUGCGGACAUUGUCAGGCGACAACCUCAAUAAGAUAACUACGGACCGGUAUCCCGAAGGAUUCACCAGAGACGAGAUCGUCAAGUCAUUCAGCAGAUUUCUGAGCCCAGUUCUCAACGGUCUCACCGGCCUCGGCGAUUUCGAGCAAGCCGUGGGCGCUGGCGAAGACCCUGACUCAUUCCGCCAAUUCUGGGCUCUCGACGACAGAAAUCUGCUCUCCGACGCCGCUUCAGGCAGAGGCCCCCUCGCCGCAAGCACAGAGCCCAUCAUCCCAUUCCUCGAGACCUUUGUCAAGGACCGCAGUCGCCGCAUAGCCUUAACCCAGGAUCACGGCGCUCUAGUGCUGGUUCCCAACCAAACGAGGUCCGGCGACGAGAUUUGGAUGAUGUCCCGUGCGUCGUCCCUGGUUGUCGUGCGAAGACUUGAUCAGCCGGAAGACUCGACGACAGACCUGAGCGUCCUUGGCGAUGCUUACAGCCACGGGUUUGUCAAGGGUAAGCCGCCACGGGGCUGCAAGCGUCAGGCAUACGACGACCUGGAAUUCUUGACAUCGUCCGUUGCUGUUGGCCUCGCCGGCGGUGUGCCGAGGUAG
Messenger RNA from Colletotrichum abscissum, 798 nucleotides. RefSeq lists its product as uncharacterized. The transcript has a single exon. The record is from RefSeq and is a predicted model, not a curated record. NCBI's taxonomy places the organism in Eukaryota, Fungi, Ascomycota, Sordariomycetes, Glomerellales, Glomerellaceae. The coding region runs from base 1 to 798 and encodes 265 amino acids.